GGUUCCGGCAAGAUGGCGGCCUGGAAAUACCUCUCGCUUAUAAUCAGGGAAACUGCAGCAACUUUUCCCGGCAUCAGAAGUGCCGUGGGCCUGAAGAGGCUGAACCCCAGGAUCCUGGUAGGGCUUUCAGCUGCCGGAGCCGGUGUGCUGCUGGCUGGGGGCCUGGUAUUUCACGAAGCUGAAAAUCGGCGGAGGAGUGGCGACCUGAGCCGCAGGUACAGUGUGUACGCGGCUGAGCAGCAGGUCCAGAAUACCAUUAAAGAUGAUACUAAAGAAGAAUAUGGGUGUGCUGCAACUUGCAAACAGCGUUUCAAACAGUUUGCCUCAAUUGAGUGUGAGGGUGAAUUAUUCAUGACUCCUCGAGAUUUCCUGUUCUCAGUCAUUCAAGAAUGUACAGACGGUAAUUCACCUUUUCUCUCUGGUCAGAUGAAUAAAAAGAAGUUAACAAAGCAGGAUAUUGAUACAUUGGUGGCACAAGCAGCUACUGUGAAGCAGAGUACUAAUCUUUUCAGAGACCUUGGAGAUAACGGUUUGAUAUCAUACACUGAGUACUUAUUCCUUCUUGGUGUUCUGACAAAGCCACACACUGGAUUCCGUAUUGCCUUUACUAUGCUGGAUACUGAUGGAAACCAACAAGUGGAGAAAAAAGAAUUUCUAGUGCUGCAGAGUAUCAUUCGCCAAAAGAAAGAGGUCAAGCUUGGAGCACAUUCUACGCCGAAAAGUAGCAAAGGAAUAAGCACAACACUGCUAGUGCACUUCUUUGGUAAAGGAGGAGACCGGAAGCUCCAGUACAAGGACUUCUACAGAUUUAUGGAAGACUUGCAAACAGAAGUGCAGGAGAUUGAAUUUACAGAAUUCUCUCGAGGCAUGAAAACCAUGAGAAGAGAGGAGUUUGCAGCAUGGCUGCUCCAUUUCACUGAAGAGGAAAACCGUGAUAUUUACUGGAAGAAAGUGAGGAAAUUACCCCCAGGAGAGAGCAUUUCCUUUCAAGAAUUCAGGGCAUUUUGUCAGUUUAUGAAUCAUCUUGAAGAUUUUGCUUUCACCAUGAAUAUGUUCACUGCAGCUAAUCGUCCUGUUGGAAUAGGACAAUUCAAGAGAGCUGUGAGAGUCGCAACAGGGCAAGAAUUAUCAGAUAAUGUUCUUGAUACUGUCUUCAGGAUUUUUGAUGUGGAUGGAGAUGGGUGUCUGAGCAAACAAGAGUUCCUUGGAGUGAUUAUGACAAGGCUGCAUCGUGGCUUGAAGGCACCAAUACAACAUGGUUUCAAAGGCUAUUUUAAAUGUGUGAAGAAAGAGACUAUUGUUGGAGUACAUGAAGCCUGGAAGCAGACUGGAAGAAGCCCCUGUUAAAGCUACUGGGCAUAAGGUCUUUUUACAUAAAAUAAUCCAACGCUAUACACAAGGGACAGUUUGUUGAGGAAAUUUGUCACAGGUGAUUUAAAACAAUUUUCAAAAUAUCUAGGAUUACUAGAAAGUAUCCAAAAUUUAAUAAAAUAUAUUAAGUGUGUCUUGCUUACGUAUGUAAGAAGUGUCCUUACACAAAAAUAAAAGAUUGUUUUCAUGAAAAUGUAUUUUGCCAACUCUUUUCACAUUUGUUUACAAGCAUGUACUACACUGUAAUGAAGAAUAGCACUGUCAAUUUUGUCACUCAAGUGUGACAUAAUUCUGAUAAUAAAUGUCUGUGGUAUUUUUGACUCCUUUUGUUCCUCCAAAUGAGUUUUUUCAGCAUUUUUUUUCUUGAAGGCAAUGCACUUUAAAUAAAAUUAAAGUGGUUGAAUCACUAACCUUUUUUUAUAUAUGUCAGGCAAUUCAUUUUUUUCAGAUGCUGUUAAAAAUACAAAGCAAGAAAUCUGUUUGCUUAGCUCUACCCUUAAGUGCACUACACAGAUCUCAGGGGCAACAGGAGAAGGGGCUUCUACCUGGAUGCCAUUCUUCAUUGAUUUAUUUGGAGAAGACCACAUAGGAAUGGUCCACAGUUUUACUUGCCCCAGUAAAUCAGCAUAGAUCUAUGUAGCACCAAAAGUCAUGUUAUGCAAACAGAUUUAGUCCUAGAAAAUAUUGCUACUUCAGUGCAAAGCAUGAAACAUUCAGGGACUUAAUUAAAUGUGUCUUUAUGUUAUUGUGUACAUGUUUGUUUUAAGAAUCUAAGUCAAAAUAUUAAAAACAUAAGAAUUGUUUUAAAAUUAUGUUUAAGUUGUAAAAUUCUACAUUGUAAAGUUGUCGGUAAUUUAUCCUAAUGCCUGCUGUGUGGAUCUCAGAACAAAUAUUCUUCAACAACUGUGAUUAUGUUUUCGAUGUUGGAUAAAACUGCCCUCUGACGUAAUUAUUUUAUUUGAAUAUGUAAGAACUACGAUGAUUUCAUCAAAAUCUACAACAUCUGGAUUCUUUAUUAACUGUGUUGCUUUUGCAUUAAUAAAGUAUGGCUUGUGAAA
Stegostoma tigrinum is the source of this 2429-nucleotide messenger RNA. RefSeq names its product mitochondrial calcium uptake 2 (gene micu2). Bases 13 to 1347 code for a protein of 444 amino acids. Gene Ontology annotation, biological process: mitochondrial calcium ion homeostasis; calcium import into the mitochondrion. Gene Ontology annotation, cellular component: uniplex complex. Gene Ontology annotation, molecular function: calcium ion binding. Lineage: Eukaryota; Metazoa; Chordata; Chondrichthyes; Orectolobiformes; Stegostomatidae. The record is from RefSeq and is a predicted model, not a curated record. The transcript has 13 exons.